This is a messenger RNA of Oncorhynchus tshawytscha (Chinook salmon), 1882 nucleotides long. RefSeq lists its product as uncharacterized. The record is from RefSeq and is a predicted model, not a curated record. Lineage: Eukaryota; Metazoa; Chordata; Actinopteri; Salmoniformes; Salmonidae. Bases 481 to 1197 code for a protein of 238 amino acids. The transcript has 3 exons.
AUAUUUGCUCUGUUGUAGUUUUGGGUGUGUAACUAGCUAUCUAACGCGUUUUACAUUUUAUAUAAUAGCUAGCUAAUUCAUCACAACGUUUGGGGAUACAUAAUUGCGCCAACAAAGUUAGGUUUUUAAUGUUACGUGUACGUUGUAGUUGUGUGCACUUUACUAUAUUCGUUGAGGCUAGAUGUUAUGGUCUGCUGGCAGCCGUAAAGCUAGCUAGUUUAGGUAGCAUCAAUCCAACUUUCGUCAACUCCUCUCGUUACGUGAUUCAGUUGUCCGUCAGUUGAUCAGAAAAUCACGAAAAUAAUAUCACAUAGUGGCCACAGUGUUUGAUAUUAGGUCGGUUUGUUCAACCUUUGAAAGUCGAAGUUACGUUGGCAACAUCAUAAACAAAUGCGUCGCCAUGUUGGCGGAAGUUGUGUUCCCUAGACAUUGAAGUGGCAUUUCUGGCGGCGUGAAAAUAGCUUUUUCUUGGCCCUAGGUAUGGAGGAGAACGAGGCACUGGAGAACUACUGCAGGAGAAUGAUAACACAGGUCAACAAUCAACUAAACCCAGAAACUGCAGGGGAGAGGGGGUGGAGAGAGAGGCAGGAGGAGAGGGGGGAAGAGGGGGAGAGAACAGCUCUCCGAGUGAGGGGGAGGAAGGGGUUGCAGAGUGAGGUGUGGAGGAGGAUGAUCAUACAAAUACACAGAAAACAGAACACAGAAACUACAGCAGCGAGUGAGAGGCAGAAGGAAAAGACUGUGAGGAGACAGAGGGAGUGUGAGGACCUUGCAGGAGAGCCUGUCCCUAUACAGCUAAUUUCUGCCCUGAAGAUGAAGACUUUCACAGAGGAGAUGAGACGGGCCAUGGACACGGAGCUACAUGACCCAUCAGUGUGUGGAGUGUGUGUGCAGCAGCAGGCAGCUUUGUCCCUAAACACCUUCAUCAGGAGGAAGACUACUCAACUAGACACUAACAUACUGGAGGAUAAACUACACACACACCUCUAUAACAGGGACGCGGUGUGUCUGUUGGGAGAGUUGCUAAGGGGCCUCCCCAAGCCCUCUGACGCCCCCAGUGGGAUCUGGGAACAACUGCAGGCCAGAGGAAGACAGCAACUUGGGGUUACCUUGGAGACAGAACAGGAAUCUGGAUGUACUCAGACAAGAGAACGUCAGUCUGGGGUUACCCUGAUGACAGUACAAGAACUGAGCUAAGUGCACCCUCAUGCUGGCCAUGUGACUGAGCACAGCAGAAAUGGCACCCUUUUCCCUAUGUAGUGAACUAGUUUUGCGUCGAGUCAGCCCUACGUGGAAGUGGAUUGCAGCCUGUGAUUUUCACUGAGUGUCAUUGAUCAUGUGUAUUAUAAUGAGAUUCAUCUUAUAAAAGAAAAUACAAUUCCAACUGCAGUACAAAAUACAUUUUAUUUUUGUAUUCUUGUAUUCAAGUUUCACAUACAACACUGUUAAAAGCAAAUGAGCAUCGUGGUUCUCUCAGUCCUUGACCGUCCAUUAUGCCUUCAGUAAACAUUAGAACAACUUCCUGGGUUAUACAGUCCAAUAUCACAAACAGUUACAACACAGUCAUUAUAGUUCAGCCAUGGAGAGUGUUCAUGCAAUGUAAACAUGUUAAAUACAGAGGAACAAGUAAAUGCAGUACGUUUCACAUUUCUAAUGUUAGAGCCAAUAGCAACAUUAGCUGAAGAACGCUCAACUCCGUUCGCUUAUAUCGAGGCAGAGUUGAGUUUUGAUAACUGGUUGCAUGAUAUGCGAGCAACAACAUUGAGUCACCAUCAGUUGAUACUUGUUAAAAACGCCUACCUGUCCCUAUGUUUGUCCUGUACAUCCGCGGUCCUUCCAUAGGGUGCCGAAAUUCAUACUUUGAAUAAAAACUUUUAGCGAA